Messenger RNA from Ascochyta rabiei, 1161 nucleotides. RefSeq names its product Deoxyribose-phosphate aldolase. The transcript has 2 exons. Gene Ontology annotation, biological process: deoxyribonucleotide catabolic process; carbohydrate catabolic process. Bases 1 to 1161 code for a protein of 386 amino acids. Gene Ontology annotation, cellular component: cytoplasm. NCBI's taxonomy places the organism in Eukaryota, Fungi, Ascomycota, Dothideomycetes, Pleosporales, Didymellaceae. The record is from RefSeq and is a predicted model, not a curated record. Gene Ontology annotation, molecular function: deoxyribose-phosphate aldolase activity.
AUGUCCGCCGCAGCCGAGAACCCCCAUCCCAUCCCACUGACUGAAUCCGAGGUCUUGAUCCGUGGCUUCCUGGCAGCCAACCCUGCGCUUGACGCCGAGCUGGGCUCUAUUGAAAUCAUGACCGACCGCUACACGAACGAGGAGUGGGCCGCGCAGAUUGCGGAAACGCAGAAGGCGGUGCUGAAAGAGGUGGAGAGUGGAGAGAGGGCGAAGAAGGUGUACGCGGGGCCGAGGAUGCGCGACGGGGGCGAGGCGCUGAAGGAGCUGGCUAAGACGGUGGACCACACGGUCCUCAAGCUCGAUGCAACGAGCACGCAGAUUGACAGCUUGUGCAGUGAGGCCAGGACCGAGGACUUCAAGUCCGUCUGCGUCCGCUUGAACUGGGUACGACGCUGCGUCGCCAACCUCAGAGGCUCGUCCGUCGUCGUAGCAGCCGUCGUCGGCUUCCACGAAGGCACCCAGGAUACGUACUCCAAGCUGCGCGAAGCGCGAGCCUGCGUCGCCGCGGGAGCCUCUGAGCUCGACCUGGUGCUCAACCACUCCCUCCUAACCAAGCACAACAAGCCCGCGUCCCCCCAGCUCAUCCGCAGCCACGACUCAGCCAUCGACAGCAUCACGGCCGCCAACACGGCCGCCAACGCCGCCUCCACCACAGGCAGUGACGACAACGACGACGACGACGACGAGAUCCCGGACUACAGCACCCUCUACCGCGAGCUGGCGAGCAUCCGCUCCCUCUGCCCCUCGCCCGUGGUGAUCAAGUUGAUUCUCGAGACCUCGCAGCUCAGCCCCCAGCAGAUCCUGGCCGCCUCGCACCUCGCAGCGGCCGCGAACCUGGACUUCAUCAAGACGUCGACAGGCUUCAACGGGCCCGGCGCGUCGCUGCCCAACGUGCAGCUCAUGGUCGGCGCGGCAGAGUACUUGCACAAGACGGGCGUGAGCAGGCGGCAGAUGCAAGUCAAGGCGUCCGGCGGCGUCAGGAGUCUCGAGGACGCGGUCAAGAUGCUGGAGGCUGGAGCCACGAGACUGGGCACUAGCAGUGGGCUGUGGAUUAUGCAGCAGGCGAGGGAGAAGGUCGAGCAGGGUAGGGAGGGGAAGGGUGCGAGUAGGCCGGCCGCGACGAGGCUGUAUACUGAUGAUUCGGUGAGUGGAGGGUACUAG